UAUAACAAGCAAAGGUGCAUUUUUAGUUCAUUGUUGUUUAUAGAAUAUAAGAUUUCUUAUACAUGCAAAUAUGCAAUUAACUUCAUCUAACCUCAGCUGGAAUGUAUAUAUCUUUCUGUAACACUUGCAAGAUUUCAUGUUUAGGACCUUAUCUUCAUUCUUCCGAGUAGUUUCCAUAUUUUGCUACAGUGAGACAGAUCAGAUAUACAAAAUAUGCAAUGUUCUUGGCACCCCAGAUAGCACUAUAUGGCCAGAAUGGAUGGACCUUUCUCAAUCAAUCAAUUUUAAUUUCUUUCAGAUUCUGCCAGCCAAUCUCUCAGAAAUCAUUCCUAAUGCCAGCUUGGAAGCAAUUGAUUUGAUCCUGCAACUUUGCUCUUGGGAUCCACAAAAGAGGCCAACCGCGGAGCAAUCACUACAACAUCCAUUUUUCCAUGUGGGAACAUGGGUUCCAGGUCCUCUCCAGGAUCCCUUUUAUCCAAAGAUAAAUGAAACUGGACCAAAUCCAAAUCUUGAAUUGAAUCUAUGGGAUUUUGGCACCAAAUCGGAUGAUUGCUUUCUUGGUCUGACACUGGCUGUCAAGCCUAGUGUUUCUAAUAUAGAUGUUAACCAUGUCUCACAACAUCAUAGAGAGGAAUUCCUAGUUUACUCUGGGUAUCAGGAAAAUCCUAGGCAUUCAGAAUUUUGGCCUCUGACAUCUUCAAACGGAACCAUGAAUGAUGUAUCAACCAUGCCUUCCUUGUCAUCAUCAUACUUGGUAAACAGCCAACCCUCCCUGCAAACUGUUGGGGUUCCAGAAUCCUCUGCAUUUUCCUUUGCUUCACAGCAGCCAAAUUUAUUAGACAGAUGUUCAUUUGGACCAAUGAUGACUAUUUCUUCAUCCAUUCAGCAGGGUCAUUUCUUUGAGUAAAUACAUUUAUAAAGCAUUAGCCUUCGCUUGACCUGCAGGCUUUUGGGUUCCAGAAUCCUUUGCAUUCGCCUUCGCUUCACUGCAGCCAAAAUUAUUAGACAGAUGUUCGUUUGGAGUAAUGAUGACUUUUUCUUCAUCCAUUCAGCAGUGUCAUUUCUUUGUGUAAAUACAUUUUUUAAUCAUUAGCUCAUUUUUUCAUCUUUUCCUCUUUGUAUUUAUAAAUGCAUGCAUGAUUAUUAUUUGACAUGGUCAAAUAAGCAGCUAAUUUAUUGUGGAAAAUUGUAAAUUAUGGCUUUGAUCUCUGUAUAGAACCCUGAUAGAUGAUCAAAUGAGAGACUGUACAUAUUAUG
Elaeis guineensis (African oil palm) is the source of this 1257-nucleotide messenger RNA. Its product is annotated as cyclin-dependent kinase F-3-like. The record is from RefSeq and is a predicted model, not a curated record. NCBI's taxonomy places the organism in Eukaryota, Viridiplantae, Streptophyta, Magnoliopsida, Arecales, Arecaceae.